AUGCAUUGUCUCUUAUUGGCAGGAGUCCAGUUCCUCUUUGAUUUGAGAAUCGUGUUAUUGGGAAACAGAGCAGCAGGGAAAACCUCUUUGGCAAACCUAAUAACAGGUCAUGUGGAGCCUCAUCUGAGAAGAACUGCUCAGUGUGUGAAGAUGCAUGGAGAUUUUGCCGGAAGGCAGGUCACUGUAGUUGAUACGCCGGGCUGGUGGAAGAACUACUUUGUAAAAGAAACCCCUGAGUUUCAAAAACAAGAAAUUGUGCUUAGUGUGGCUCAUUGUCCUCCUGGGCCCCAUGCAAUUCUCCUAGUUAUCCGGGUUGAUGCUUUAUUCAAAGAAAAGCACAGGAGGUCAGCGCAGGAACACCUGGAGCUUCUGAGCGAGAGAGUCUGGAGUCGCACUAUGGUCGUGUUCACAUAUAGAGACCAGAUACAGGAACAAACUCUAGCGAAGGGCAUUGGAAGUGAAGCGGAAUCGCUUCUGCUUUGGCUGGUGGAGAAAUGCGGAUAUAGAUAUCAUGUUAUUAAUACUGAGAGAUCCAGUGGUAUGCAGCUUACAAGGCUAUUAGAGAAAAUAGAUGCCAUGGUCAUGGGAAAUGUCAGCUGUCAUUUUGAGAUGGACAGAAAGUGGUUGCGCAAAGUGGAGGGAAUAAUGACGAAGAGAAGCUUGAGAGCAAACCAGAGGAGCAAGAUGGUACAGGAUCAGUGGGAGACUCUGCUUGUACAACAAGCUUACACAAAAGUGCACAUUUCAAAGAUGCGAAUGAUAAUAUUAGGCUUCCGAAGAGCUGGGAAAAGUUCAGCGGUAAACAGCAUUUUAAGCAUGGAGGCAUUCACAUCGAAGAGAACCUCUGCAUGUGUAAGAAGACAAGGUGAAGUGAACGGGACCCAUUUGACAAUAGUGGACACUCCAGGCUGGUGGAAGUGUCUCUCAGUGACUGAUACUGCUGAACUGGAUAAAGGAGAACUUUUAUUCAGCACAGCCCUCUGUCCACCAGGACCACAUGCAUUUCUGCUGACUCUGCGAUUGGACAUGUCAUUUACAGCAGAAGAGAAGAUGUCAGUGGACGAACACAUGGAGCUUUUUGGUGAGCGAGUGUGGACUAAUACUGUAGUGCUCUUCACACACGGAGACUGUCUAGGGGACGUGACUGUUGAAGAGUUUAUUGAGGGUGAAGGGGAGGCUCUGCAGUGGCUGAUUGAGAAAUGCGGGAACAGGUAUCAUGUCAUCAACAAUGAGAACUGGAAUGAUGGCGGUCAGGUCACAAACCUGCUGGACAAGAUAGAAAGGACGGUGGCACAAAAUAAGGGGUGUUGUUAUGAAAUUGACCAGAAGGCUGUAAGGCAAGUGAAGCAGAAAUGGAAAGUGGCAGAGAAGAGAGCAAAGGCACGAGUGAAGAAUCAGAUGAGGAGGAUGAAGAGUACUAUGAAGGAUACUGGAAAUAAUGUCUCUGAAUUUAGUCUUGUGCUCCUGGGUUAUGGAGAAGCUGGGAAGAGUUCAGCAGGGAACACUAUCCUGGGCAAACAAGCUUUUGGAUCAGGAAGAACUUCUCGGUGUGUUCAGAGACAUGGAGAAGUUGGAGGGCAGAAGGUCAGCAUCAUAGACACGCCUGGCUGGUGGAAACAUCUGCCCAUACAGCAAACCCCUGAACUGAACAAAGAGCAAAUCACCCACAGUGCAUCUCUAUCCACUUCAGGGCCGCCUGCUUUCAUUUUGGUAACUCGUGCUGACUGUUCUUUUAAAGAGCAGGAGCGGAAGGCGAUGGAGGACCAUUUGAACCUUUUUGGAUCCUCGAUUUGGGAUCACAGUCUAGUUUUGUUCACUUUUGGGGAUCUGCUUGGAGAUAGAACCAUUGAGCAGCACAUUGAAUGUGAAGGAGAAGCUCUACGGUGGCUUGUUGACAGAUGUGGAAACCGGUAUCAUGUUUUUAAUAAUAAAGCUAAAGGAGAAAGUCAGCAGGUCAGAGGUCUGCUGGAAAAGAUUCAGGAGAUGAUGGUGGCAAACAAAGAGAGAGAUGACAUGGAGGAGCUGAAGAAGGUGACAGAGAGGAGGAGGAAAGUGGAGGAAGACAAAGCAAACACCAGGAUGAAGAGACAGAGAGGUACAGAUGAAGAGGAAUCUGAUGAUGUGUUUGUUGAGGGUGAAGAUGAUGAAGUCCUAUGGGAAUCUUGGGUAAAAAAACUAUAACUUUAAAUGUCCCUUUAAAUUUUCAUGGUAGGUUCUUAGUAUACAAUUUGAGCCAAAAUCAAUUCUAAACUCUAAA
Danio aesculapii is the source of this 2257-nucleotide messenger RNA. Its product is annotated as GTPase IMAP family member 8. The transcript is spliced from 3 exons. NCBI's taxonomy places the organism in Eukaryota, Metazoa, Chordata, Actinopteri, Cypriniformes, Danionidae. The coding region runs from base 1 to 2181 and encodes 726 amino acids. The record is from RefSeq and is a predicted model, not a curated record. Gene Ontology annotation, molecular function: GTP binding.